AGCUGUAUGUGAAUAUCAAGCAUUAAAUUCCUGGUGUGAGUUUGAGAGAAAAAACAUUAAGGGCAAUGUCAAUCCCAUUGAUAUAUCCGUGAGGAACUCACUUCAACCUAGCUAGAGUAAAAAAAGACGUUUUACAUUUAUUUAUUUAUUUUCCUGAUCAGAGAGAGAGACGUAUAUAUUUAUAUUAAUGAACCUCUUCAAUCAUUAAUUCAAUUUCAAAAACCUUUGAUCCCGCCGCAUUAAUUCCUGUGAGAGAAAGCAAACAUGCCAGUGACCUUGAAAGCUUGUUACACUGUGAAGCCUAUAGAGACAACAUGGUGCGGACGCGUAUCUUUAUCUGAAUGGGAUCAAACAGGAAAAGUAACUCACGUCCCCAUAAUCUACUUCUACCGUACUCCCUCGCAAGAGAGCAACAACAACAGCAUUGCUUCCACCUUGAAGGACUCAUUAAGCAGAGUCCUAGUGCCAUUUUAUCCACUAGCCGGUCGUUUACACUGGAUAAACAAUGGUCGUUUAGAACUUGAUUGCAACGCCAUGGGAGUUCAAUUCAUUGAAGCUGAAUCCUCAUCAAGUUUUGAAGAUCUCGGUGAUGACUUUUCACCCUCUUCAGAAUACAACUACCUUGUCCCCACUGUAGACUACACUCUCCCAAUUCACGGCUUGCCCUUGGUUCUGAUUCAAUUAACUAACUUCAAGUGUGGUGGCGUUAGUAUCGGCAUAACACUUUCACACGCGGUUGUGGAUGGACCAAGAGCAUCACACUUUAUUAGUGAGUGGGCAAGGCUUGCACGCGGCGAGCCUUUGCAAACGGUGCCGUUUCAUGAUCGAAAAGUGCUACAUGCCGGGGACCCACCUUCGGUGUCACUAGCAAGGUGUCACUCUCACACGGAGUUUGAUGAGCCUCCGUUGUUGCUCGGAAAAACGGACAACACGGAGGAAAGAAAAAAGAAGACCGCAAUGGUUAUCCUCAAACUGAGUAAAACACAAGUUGAGACAUUGAAAAAGAGAGCAAAUUAUGGCGGUUAUGGUAAUGGUAGUUAUAGCCGUUACGAGGCUAUAGCUGGUCACAUAUGGAGAAGUGCAUGUAAGGCAAGAGGGCACAAAGAGGACCAACCAACAACGCUUACUGUUAUCGUUGACUCGAGAAGUCGAAUGGAACCUCCUUUGCCAAAAGGGUAUUUUGGGAAUGCAACUUUGGACACUGUUGCUACUAGCCUUGCGGGUGAUUUGGUGUCAAAGCCGUUAGGGUAUGCGUCAAGUAGAAUAAGAGAGGCUAUUGAGAGGGUUAGUGAUGAGUACGUUAGGUCGGGGAUUGAGUUCUUGAAAAACCAGGAGGAUUUGAGAAGGUUUCAUCAAGAUCUUCAUGCAAUAGAGAGUGAGAAGAAGGAGGAGCCUUUUUAUGGGAACCCUAAUCUGGCUGUGGUUAGUUGGUUGACGUUGCCGAUCUAUGGCGUUGAUUUUGGGUGGGGGAAGGAGCUUUAUAUGAGUCCAGCAACGCAUGACUUCGAUGGAGAUUUUGUGCUUCUUCCUGGUCCAGAUGGGGAUGGAUCUUUGCUGGUUUGUUUAGGUCUGCAAGUGGAGCAUAUGGAUGCGUUUAAGAAACAUUUUUACGAGGACAUUGAGUCAAAAUCAUGAGGUUUUUUUUUAUUAACAAAUAUAUUACUUGUUAAUUGUUAUUUAUAAAAAUAACGAGAAUAUUGAAAGAAACAGGAAGCUAUUCAUGAUUUAUAAGGGAGAUUUGUGUAGGAAUAAAAAAAAACAUUUGAUUAAA
This is a messenger RNA of Glycine soja, 1771 nucleotides long. RefSeq names its product spermidine hydroxycinnamoyl transferase-like. The coding region runs from base 265 to 1635 and encodes 456 amino acids. Lineage: Eukaryota; Viridiplantae; Streptophyta; Magnoliopsida; Fabales; Fabaceae. The transcript has a single exon. Gene Ontology annotation, molecular function: acyltransferase activity, transferring groups other than amino-acyl groups. The record is from RefSeq and is a predicted model, not a curated record.